Coprinopsis cinerea okayama7#130 is the source of this 1323-nucleotide messenger RNA. RefSeq lists its product as hypothetical. The record is from RefSeq and is a predicted model, not a curated record. The transcript is spliced from 2 exons. The coding region runs from base 1 to 1323 and encodes 440 amino acids. NCBI's taxonomy places the organism in Eukaryota, Fungi, Basidiomycota, Agaricomycetes, Agaricales, Psathyrellaceae.
AUGUCCACCAAGGAACGUCUACCACCCGAAAUAAUUUGUACAAUCCUCGAUAUACUCGGCAGCGAGGGCAACCCUGCCCAUGGGCUCGAUAUCUACGGCGCUCUGUCGUGUAGGCCAAGGUUCGAGAGAUCAUGGAACGCAAUCCUCAACGCAGCGCUCGUCUGUAGAGAUUGGCGAUUGUACCUCCUUCCCAAAAUCUUCUCCCCGAUUACUCCUCCUCAAAUCGAAACAAUGGCGAGACUCGAAGGUCUUGAUGCCAUACUUCAGGAUAACGACAGCCUCGCAGCAUGCAUCACCUCACUCCAUCUCGACAUGUACCCAUACCGCACUAGGGUAAUGCCAUCAAAAGAAGAAAGAUCUGCUUGCGAGCGGACUAUCGUGUCCAUCCUCCUCAAGCUCGCGGACCACCUUCUCGACCUCGAGAUAACCGACCUGUGCCUCUUCUCCCCAAAACUCCCAUCUGACAACGUCCCCAAAACUUGUCGGGAUAUUAUUGCCAGAGGACGACUGCGAUCGUUUACCACACAUUCGCUACAGGACAUUCACUUUAUUGCUAACCUUCUCUCCAUCCUUCCCUCGACGCUAUCCUAUGUAGUGCUUCACUCCUCCGCCCUCAGGCUGGCUACUGCCACGACUCAUUCAUCGACGAUCUCCAACAGGGCACGAAACUGCAUCCUUCCAAAUGCCACAACCAUUCUGGUUCAAGUAUCAUACGAGCAUAUGACCCAGGAACGACAAGACGGUCCAAGGGAGAUCCUCGCUCAACGCGAGGCGCUUCGUACCUGUGCACCAAAGCUGUACCGACUGGUUCUCCGUCAGAUACACUCAAACGUUGAACCCGAGCGAUGCCCACCUAUCUGCUACUCAGACCGUAUCACACACCUUGACAUCUUGAUGUCCAUCGACGGGGAUAAACCUCUGGAAGAUAGCGCCUACCAUGAUCCAGACGACCGAGUCAACAUCGAGACUACAUUAGCUCUUGGAGAUGGGUUAUCCAACUUGCAGCAGCUCACGCUGGUGCUACAGAGAACUGACACCGAGGAGAUGGACAAGAUGCUUGCUUUAUUUGAUGUUGAACCUACGCCACGACCACCAGAGCCCCUUGGCUUCGACGAAUUGCAGAGGAUAUUGCAAGCAUGUACGGACUGGGAGAGGCUGGACCGCUUACUUCCCCCUCACAGAUUCCCGAAGCUAUCGAAGUUGGUCGUCGACAUCAAAACCUUUGGGUUUGAUAGCGCUAGUGCAGCGGAGUACGAGGGGUGGCUUACCGAGACAAUGAUUGGGCUGCGGUCAAGAUCAAUUCGUAUAUCUGUAGCCUUCUAA